AUGCCUCUGCUCAAGCCCAAGGCGGCCCCCCAGGCCGUGAGGGUCGAGCGAGUGGUGGUGAAAAAGAACAUACCGGCCAAGUCCUCGGCCGCCGCCACCCCGCGAUCCUCGUCGAGCCUCGCCCCAAACGGCAGCCGUGUCGUCUCCUCGAAAUACCCAUCCUCGUCCCCGCGGGUGUCGCCCGACCCUCGGAGCCUGGCCCGCACCAAGAGCGCGUCGCCGUAUCCUUCCUCCUCUGACGAGCGCCUGCGCGCCGCCGAGCGCAAGCGCAAGGUUGCUGUCCAGCGCAAGGACUCGACGCCAAUGUGGGGCUCCGACGACAGUGGCGAUGACGAUGACCAGCUCGAGCACGCCCUGACUGGCAAGAGGCGCAAGGUGGUUACCGAGUGGAAGGAUCCGAAUCGUCGCGUGCGCCACAAGAAGGCAUUUGCCGAAGAGCCCAGGGAGCCUAGAAUUAUUCACGCCGCCGACCUUGCCUCGAUAUCGACAGGAUGCCCGCCUGCAUUUUUCGGUGCACCAGAGGAGGAGGUUGCUGUCAAAGUGCAGUAUCCUUCCCGAACGCUACCUGAAAGGUAUGAGCUCGUAUUUCGCAAGGAAAAGAUCAAUGCUGUGGAGGAUAUAAAGCGCCUUGUUAAGCACGUCGCCGAAACCUAUCUCACCCUCGAGCAAGCAAAACCUUUCAUCGACAACCAGUCAAGCUUUUACAGGCUCAUGGAAAGAGCUUCGAAUAAUGCCAGUCAUUCCAGCAAGAGGAAUGGUGAAACACCCAACGGCUCCAAUACCCAGUCAAAAGAGUUUCAAGAUUUCAAAGCAGCACUCGACGGUUACAACAAGCAAAUAUCGGCAUUGGUAAAAGAUGGUUCUGUAGAAAUGAACCUCGAUGCCAUACACGAUGUCCCUGACGACCUAGUCGACUUUAUCCUUGCCCAGGUCUACGAGCGCACUGUCUCACCAAAUGUUGAGUCCCUCAACAAAUACCAGCCUGGAGGCGACAAUGUGUACGGCGAGCUCAUGGCUCCCUUUGUCCGGACCAUCCUUUCAACACACUCAAACAUGACCUCGGACAAGGUUUUUAUGGAUCUGGGCUCGGGAGUCGGCAAUGUCGUCCUGCAGGCUGCGCUCGAAAUUGGAUGUUCAAGUUAUGGCUGUGAAAUGGUGGAGAACUCGUGCAACUUUGCUGAAGCACAGGAGAAGGAGUUCAGAUCCCGAUGUCUACUAUGGGGUAUCAGGCCGGGCCUUGUGACUCUGGAGAGGGGCGACUUUCGGACGAAUAAGAAGAUCCUCGAGACCCUAAAGAGAGCCGACUGCAUAUUAGUCAACAACAAGGCCUUUACGCCAGCCCUGAACGAUGCUUUGGUACGCAUGUUCAUGGACCUCAAGCCUGGUUGCAAGGUCAUCUCGCUCGUCUCUUUUGUCAUGGGCAACGAGAAGAACGGAGUCAACGAUAUCGCCAACAGUAUCUUUGAAGUUGAGGAGCACCAGUACUAUGAGGACUGGGUCAGCUGGUCCAAAGCUGGAGGUCGUUACUUUGUCUCGACCAGAAAGUCCUAG
Molecule: messenger RNA, 1551 nt
Organism: Pestalotiopsis fici W106-1
Lineage: Eukaryota; Fungi; Ascomycota; Sordariomycetes; Amphisphaeriales; Sporocadaceae
Exons: 2
Coding region: 1-1551 (516 amino acids)
Biological process (GO): DNA damage checkpoint signaling; subtelomeric heterochromatin formation; regulation of transcription regulatory region DNA binding
Cellular component (GO): nucleosome; nucleus
Molecular function (GO): histone H3K79 methyltransferase activity; histone binding
Source: RefSeq, a predicted model, not a curated record